Messenger RNA from Symsagittifera roscoffensis, 3219 nucleotides. RefSeq names its product glycogen-binding subunit 76A-like. Gene Ontology annotation, biological process: regulation of glycogen biosynthetic process. Gene Ontology annotation, cellular component: protein phosphatase type 1 complex. Lineage: Eukaryota; Metazoa; Xenacoelomorpha; Acoela; Convolutidae. Bases 1743 to 3029 code for a protein of 428 amino acids. Gene Ontology annotation, molecular function: glycogen binding; protein phosphatase 1 binding. The record is from RefSeq and is a predicted model, not a curated record. The transcript has 2 exons.
AAUGGGGGACUAUUUGAAUUGAGGAAAAAGGAACGCGGCUGUUGUACUUCCAUAUAAGCGUGCGCCGACCUUAUUGAGCAAAAAGAGGUCUUCCAAAUUUACAAGGCAAGGGAAUUAUCUUGCGAUUAGAGAAACGAGUCUUUGUCCUGAUUUUGGGCCAAAUUUGACGCAAUCGUUUCCAUUUUAGUGUUCUUAACAUUCAUUGUAACUAGCUAAAAAAACUUUCUUACCCAACGGCUAUACCCACUCGCUAAUUUUCCAAACAUUCCUAAAAAUUUUAACCAAUUUUUUAUCCUUUCAACGCAAGGCUUUCGCCGAAGGUUAUUCGUCCUUCUUGUCAGCUUGAAUUACAAAUUGAAGAAAAAGCUUCCCGCAAAGAAACAACUUAAUUAUAGUCUAGAACUGAAUUUAAACUUUUUUCCAACUAUGUUCAAAAAUCCAACGUUUCUACCAGAUCUCGAGCACUGAUUCUUUGUCGCGAGAGUUUCAAGGGGAUUCGUUGAUUACUUUGAUUGGACGUUUAUUUUCAUUUUACAGAUUUUAGCCUCGUGCAAAAUAUACUAAUUUUGGUCCGACGUUUUGGUUUUAGUUAAUCCGCAAAACCUCCACAGUUCCAUAAAAGUAUCAUUCGGUUUCUUUAACGGGUAAUUUUUUAUUGAUUCAUUUUGUAGUCCACAGAAAGACAAUCUUGCAUAAAUAAAUCAAUAUUUAUGAUAUCAAUCGCACUUAACUUGAAUUUCCCACCAGACUAAAUUUCUAAUUUAUUCACGUUCAUUAAUUGACUAAAUGUCAAGGACAUAAAUUUAAUUUAUCAGAUUUUAUAACCUUUAUGUUCAAAAUACACGCCCUUCUCAACAUCGCAGAUUUUCUUUGGGAGUGCCUGAAAAUCAAAACGAGUCCAAAUUUGUCAAAUUCUUAGAAUUCCUGAAAAUAGUGGGUGUUAUACACUUCGAGGUCUUGGUUGGUAUCUAAUUCAAACAAACUUCGCUUCAGUUUCAGUUCAAUUUCGAAAUGUUUGAAAGAAUUUGGUAUUUUACUAUUGACGUAUUUGAAGUAAGUUAUUCGGAGGGUUUCAAAUCUCUAUCUAAAUUCUCAAAUGCGACACACCGUUUCAAAUUCGUUGUUCUAUUGGUUAAUUUUAUUUGUACGUUACAGUCAACUGAACUUUUCAGUUUACUCAAACUACAUAUUGAUUGAAUUUACUUUCAAUCUGGUACCAAAAUAUCUUGUACGCAAAACGCUCUUUUAAUAUAUUAAACUAGUCCAGAAUUUUCUUGUUUUGUGGACGAACAUAAAAAAUUAACGUAUAUUUGACAAGAGCUAAAAUCAGUUUUUUGGCUGAAUCUCAAUUACAGCGUUAAGAAUUCAUAACCUUUAGAAAAAUCGAAGCUGUCAAAUUAUCUCCUCUGUAGAUACCAAAUAUGACUUCUGUAGCUUGAAAAAUUGACCAAUUGGUGCAUUACCAUUGUCAAUACCAAUACCUUCUGCGCUGCCUCGAUUUCGUCAUUACUGCAGCAACAAGAAUUACGUUUAACUUUGAAUUCAAUUGUUUGUCUCGUGCUGAGCUCCAACAAAGCAGUAAAAAACAUUUUUUGCACUAGCACCAAUCGCUUAAAUUUACAAUUCAUUUUCAAUUACAUCAGCCAAGAAUCUUGGACGUUCAACUCAAUCUAUUGCUCUUCAACAGAAAACAUCUGAAAAGUAAACUUGCUCGAUUUAUAAAAAACUGAAACUUGCUGAACAUGGCAGCCGAUACUGCGUUCGUUAUAAAUGAUUACCUGAGACGGGAUUUCAGAUUCUCCCAGUUGAUAGCCCCAUGCUUGGGGUCCCAUUCUGGGGGUUGUCUAAGUGCCUCGUUGGACCAGAUCAACAGGGUAUGCAAUGACAGCCAGCCUACUAUCCAAGUAGCCGAAGAAUGCAUAAAAAGGUCAUCAAGGUCACUUACAAACGGGAAGACAAGAACAAAGAAUACACAGAGUAGGCUUGUAAAUCAGUCGGCCGGCAGAAUUUCAGAUGUCCUGGUCUUCGAUAUCGGGAUCCCGACUUUGCAAUCAGAAUCCCAUAAUGCCAGAUCAUCAACCGAGUCUCUCAAUUCGAUUUCCAGUCUGCCCGAGAACUCAGAUUUUCAGAUCAAGGCAAAACAGACCCCUUUAAACAGACUCUGCAUCAAGCAAAUCACCCGCAAAUUGUCACAUCCCAUUAAAAAUCCACUCAAACAGAGGUUGGCCAACAAAGGAACAACCAAAUUAGACUCAAGUAAACCCACUGCUAAUUCAAAUGUCAGAUCCAAUUCAAGUUCCGAAGCAUCAAAUUGCAAACAUGCCGAACAUUUAUUUGCCGUAGACGUUAAUAACAAUGAAACUGGUUCUAUUUUCUCUGCAAACUUACUUGAAAAGGUCGCUCAUUCUGAUUCUAAAGCUAUUCAAAAUGAAAAAGAAAUUUUUUCAUUUGAACGAUGUACAGGUGCCGAGUCUUUAGCAAGAACCGAUGAAAUCAUUGAAACACAUGUAAAACGACGACAUUCGGUCAGUUUCGCCGAUGAUUUUGGUUUCGACUUAACCAAAACUCGCUUUUUCGAAACUUUCGACCGCCUAUUCUUCGAAGUUGAAGAAGAAAAUAACAAACCCAAAAUCUUUUCACCGAUCAAGAAAAUGAGAACGUUUCUUCCCAUGUUUCAUUUGUCAUCGAGACGUGACAACUUGCUUGAAAAAGUAGCUGAACAGAAAGUGAGGCUCGAAAGUGUUCACAUUUUUGGCACGCUUGUUUCCGGUUCAAUACUAGUCUACAAUUUGACUUUUCAGAAGGAGGUUUCAGUAAAGUACACUACAGACGGUUGGGCCGCAUACAACGAAAUUUCAGCUUCGUAUGCUUCAAAGCAGAAUGAAAGUUUCGACAGAUUCGAGUUCGAACAUUAUUUCGAGCCUUCCGCAAUUGAAAAAGAGGUCGAAUUUUGCGUUCGAUAUCAAAACCCGUCAGGAGAAUUCUGGGAUAGCAAUGAUGGGAAAAAUUAUAUACUAAAACUCGACUAGAUGUAGAUAGUCAGACUGGCAUUAAAAACUUGUGUGCUAAUUUGAGAUGUAUAAUCUAUUUUUCUACUUACUUUGUCCAAACCCCAAGCUCACUUGCCGCAUAUUUAGCAGAUUCGAAAUAUAACUCAAAUACACAUCAAAUCUUAGAGUAGUUGCAAUAUUUUUUUUUCAAUUAAUGAUUUCAAAACUC